GGAAUGUCCCGGGAGAGAGGGGGAGGCGGCCUGACUGUUUCCGGGGUGACGGCUCCGCUCCCGGCGUCUGAGUCAGAGGAACAGGGCAGUGGGUGACCGGUGGCGGACGUUGGGAUCUCUCACUCCCAUCGUUUGAAGAUGGAGUUUCGGCUGUAGCAGCAGGAGGAAGAGGAGCGGCAGCUACGGCGGAGGCGGGCGGCUCGCCUUCCCGUCCAGAACCCAUAGGAAGGAAAUAGCAUUAUGUAUGCUUCAACCAAGUAUAGCAGUCGGGGCCCUACCCUUAUUCCCAGGAUGAAAACUAAACAUCGAAUUUACUACAUUGCCCUGUUUUCUGUUGUGCUUCUUGGACUGAUCGCCACAGGAAUGUUUCAAUUUUGGCCACAUACAAUUGAAGCCACCAAUGAGUGGACGUUUGAAAAACGCAGCAUCCAUGAUGUUCCAGAAGUCAAGCUAGCUGAAGACAGUCCAAUUCCUGAAAGAGGGGAUUUGAGCUGUAGAAUGCACACUUGCUUUGAUGUUUACCGUUGUGGGUAUAACCCCAAGAACAGAAUAAAAGUCUACAUCUAUCCACUGAAAAAAUAUGUUGAUGAGUAUGGCACUGUGCUCAGCAACACCAUCUCCAAAGAGUAUAAUGAAUUGUUGACUGCCAUUUCAGAAAGUGACUUCUACACAGAUGAUCUAAACAGGGCAUGUUUGUUCAUUCCGUCCAUUGAUGUGCUUAAUCAGAAUAACCUCAGGAUAAAAGAAACUGCACAGGCAUUGGCUCAGCUAAUCAGAUGGAAUAGAGGGACAAACCAUUUGUUGUUUAAUAUGCUCCCAGGAGGCCCUCCUGAUUAUAACACUGCACUUGACGUUCCACGUGACAGAGCCCUUCUUGCAGGUGGAGGCUUUUCCACAUGGACAUAUCGACAGGGUUAUGAUGUUAGCAUUCCAGUUUUUAGUCCAUUAUCAACAGAUGUCAACUUACCUGUGAAGCAACCUGGAUAUAGAACAUAUUUUAUCUUGUCAACACAAACUGCUAUCCAUCCAGAAUAUCGCACUGAAUUGGAGGCCAUAGAAGCAGAACAUGGAGAUGCUCUGCUAAACCUAGACAAAUGUACCAAUUUGUCAGAAGGUGUACCUUCUACAAGAAAACGUUGUCACAAAAAUCAAAUCUUUGAUUACCCACAGAUUCUACAGGAAGCCAUGUUUUGUAUUGUAUUGCGUGGAGCACGCCUUGGGCAAGCUAUCCUAAGUGAUGUCCUUCAAGCAGGCUGCGUUCCUGUAAUUGUUGGCGAUUCUUACAUCCUCCCAUUUUCAGAAGUACUGGAUUGGAAAAGAGCCUCUGUGGUCAUACCUGAAGACAAGCUUUCAGAAAUAUACAGUAUUUUAAAGACUAUCCCUCAGCAACAAAUCGAAGACAUGCAGAAACGGCAAAAUUUUGAGGGAUUUCAAAAAGUAGCUGUGGAUCAUUCCAAAUACAGUCAGGUCAAUCAAAAUGUUUUCUAUAUUGUUGCUAAUAAGAUUUUUCUGUCUUUGUACUAUUUUUUAAUUCAGAAAGUGGUGAGUGUGAACAAUCCCCUCUUCCUCCCACUCAUUCCACCUCGAUCGCAAGGCUUCACCGCUGUCGUUCUCACGUAUGACCGUGUUGAAAGUCUAUUCCGAGUGAUCACAGAAAUUUCUAAGGUGCCCAGCCUUUCCAAAUUGCUAGUUGUGUGGAACAAUCAGAAUAAGAGCCCCCCUGAAGAGUCACUGUGGCCCAAGAUUGGAGUACCCCUCAAAGUUGUAAGAACCAAAGAAAACAAACUGAGUAAUAGGUUCUUUCCUUAUGAUGAGAUUGAAACUGAAGCUGUCCUGGCAAUUGAUGAUGAUAUCAUCAUGUUGACUUCGGAUGAAUUGCAGUUUGGCUACGAGGUGUGGCGUGAAUUUCCUGACAGGUUGGUGGGAUACCCAGGGCGACUUCAUUUGUGGGACCACGAUACUAAUAAAUGGAAAUAUGAAUCCGAAUGGACGAAUGAGGUCUCAAUGGUAUUAACUGGAGCAGCUUUCUAUCACAAGUAUUUUAAUUACUUAUAUACCUACAAGAUGCCAGGUGAUAUUAAAAAUUGGGUGGAUGCUCAUAUGAACUGUGAGGAUAUUGCUAUGAACUUCUUAGUAGCUAACAUGACUGGAAAAGCUCCUAUUAAGGUGACCCCACGUAAAAAGUUCAAGUGCCCGGAGUGCACAGCAAUUGAUGGACUGUCACUAGACCAGACCCAUAUGGUUGAACGGUCAGAAUGCAUCAAUAAAUUUGCAUCUGUAUUUGGGAUCAUGCCACUGAAGGUGGUGGAACAUCGAGCUGAUCCAGUCUUGUACAAGGAUGACUUCCCGGAGAAGUUGAAGAGUUUCCCCAACAUUGGCAGUUUAUGAAAUGCUGGCAUUCAAAAUUGUGACCCUUUUGAGGACACCAUCCUUAUGCUGUAAGAUGUAGUUUCAGCAAGGACCAAUCACUGCAUGAUUUGAAACCAUUGUCAGGAAUUCGCAAUCUUCUCUUGCCUCUUUACUAAACAUUAUAACUUUAAGGGAUGCAAAGCCGAGAACAAUGUGACUUUUUUUAGAGUGACUGUUACCAAAUUGUAAUAUCUUGUCAUCACAGAAAAUUAUUUUCUUUUUCAAACAAAAAUGUAUUGUGUGUUAUGAAGACUAUUGAAGAUCAAAAACUCAAACACAACUCUUCACAAUGACGAUAUACGAAUAUCCUCCUCUCUCGUUGGAUUCAACAUCAAAAGGAUUUGUUAACAAUUAUGUUUCCAAACUUGCCAAGGUUUGACCAUGUACUGACUGCUCCAUUUGCAAUGUGUCUACAGUAAUAAUACUGCAUGUUUGCUGUGACAUUGUUUGACCUAAUUGAUUAUUCCUUGGUAUAGCAUUCAAUAAUACUUCAAGUGCACGUACCUGCAGAUGGAAAACAAUGAAAUAUUUUCAAUCUACACUGCCAAUAUUGAAAAUUGUAAUUGCAGCAUUCUGCUACAAAUAGUCUCCUCAUAAGUUCCAUUAAUUGUUGAUGAUGAUAAUCCCUUACUUUUGAUGGCUAUUUUUUAUUUUCUCAUGGUAGCAAUAUGCAGUAAUAGUUUUGAGUGUUUUAUUAGGGAUGCUGAGGUGAUAUAUUUUACAUAAUGUAUUUAACCUAUAUUAGGUAGGUAAUUCAAGCUUGCUGUCUUGUUAAAAAGAGGAGUUUAAGCUCUCCAGUGGUUCAAUGAGUCACAUGCUUUAGAGUGCGCUUGGGAGAUGGGCAAACUAUGUUGCUAUCAAAAUGGAGGUUGGGGAUAUUGGUGAAUGGGAUCAACAAGGGAUGUCCAGAAAGAGUUGUUAAAAGUUCUGAAAUUACGAGUAUGCGUUCUGCUUCUCCCAGUCAGAUGUGUGUGUUGAAAUGUACAAGCAUUGAACAUUGAUUGAGUAGGGACCAUGAUUAAUUGAUUUUUGUUUAUUGCCUACUUGCCACCUGCUACUCCCUUCCCAUACGCUUCCAUAAUCCAAAUCAAUUAAUGUACCAGUGCUUGAGAGUUGCUGGGAGACUGGUUUCAUCAAUGCAAUCAUAGUUAGGGAAGAAUCGUCACCCUGAGAUGGGAGAAAAAAAUCAUUUAAAAAUUAGAAUCAAGUUUUGCUGACUGACUUAGAUACAGUAAAGGUGUUCUGAUAUUUUACAAAAUGAAAGUCCUGGGAUUCUCAAAGCUUAGGCUUUGCACAACUGGCUGCAAGUCAAAGGUAAAAGUGUUUACGAUUCACUAGACUAGUUGCUUGGAAAAUGUGUCAUUAGCAUAUCUCCCAGACUGCUGAGGUAAGUAAGUAUGUCAGCUAGUUUUGCAGUUGGCAUUUAGGAAAUUGCAUGAAGCCUGUUCUAUAGGAAGCUCCUGUAUGUAUGAAAGCACCUUAAUAAAAUUUAAGAUACUGACAAUAUCGUAUCGUACUACACAGUCAAAUGAAGAGUUUUAGCAAAUUCUAAAGAUACAUUGGACAUCUUCCUGAGAUAAUACAGCAAUUUUAGAUUCGUGAAGGUUUUUGCACAUUUUUUUAAAAUUAAUGUUUUCUUCCAAAGAGCUGACUGUUGAACAACACUGUGGUUAUAAUGUUUGUUUUUUUAUUGAUGACCGUUAUAGAUAUCAUUGUUAGAAACCAAGAAUGUUCAUGAUUUAUAGAGCCAUUUAUACAGUGUAAUAUUUUCCAGCAGCUGCUUUAUUCCAUCUUAACACUGCAAAAUCCGACUAUUAAUUGGCUAAUCCCAGGAGUGUAUUCUGCGGUAGUUUCUGAGAUGAAGUCCAGCACAGGAAGCCAAGAACGGUGUGAGUUUCAUUUGUUUUGCUUCAAAGUUGUCACAUAAUAUCAGGGUAUGUUGUACUCCCUUCACAGGACAGGUUAGGACAAAAUAUUUCUGAGACAAUUAAUAGGUAUAACUCACUGAAACAUGCUAUGAGUACCAUUCAUUACAGGGAUCAAAAUGCUGGAAUCAGACUGUGGCUCAACUUCUGAUGUUUUUAUACCAGCUGUGUGAAUUGUUAUUCCUACAUUACACUACUAUUGGCAGUUGUCAGUAUUUUCAUAUUUUCCCACCAUUAGUGAUCAGUAAUACAGGUAACUGCAUAACUAUGUAGUGAUGGUGUAUUGAAUGUUGGACAGCAACAGUAUGGAAGAAAAUACUUGUAGAGUUUGAAGCAGCUAUGAUUUGCUAUUACGAGUUUUUAGUAAACCUUCAGCACUGCUUGAAUUUUUCUAACAUAAAAAGAAUUUAGAUUUAUGCACCUCCCAUAUUGACACCAGAAUACUUUGAAAAAUAAUUCGUCUAAGUACAGCUACUUGUGUUGGAAAAUACAACUGCUAUUCCACACAGGAACGUUCCAUCUGUUUUUAGGUGGCAGUGGUUGAGACAGAAAUGUUGGCUCAGAGACAUAAAUAUUUACAAAGUUGCUGACACUGUUUACAAGUUCUAUGAUUACAAAACUAAUUGCAUUUAUGGGAAUUUGUUCCAGAAUUGUAACAAAAAUGGACUUCUUGUCAAACCAAAUAGUAAGAAUCUGUUCUUAAUGUCCUUUUAUUCUGCUGCAACUCAUUGAAAUCAUGUUAUAAACUUAAUUGCUACAACUACUCUUCUCUCAAUUGAAGAACAGUGGUUAUUUGUCAAUUAAGUUUUGAAAAGCCUGGGUUUCAUACCAUGGUUUAAGCACUUUAACUCCCUUGUUGAUCAGAAUAUAUAUGUGGAGGUGGUUGAAUUGCCAUUAGAUUGAACUGCUUUGUGUGGAAAUUCACAACCCCUUAUGCAGAUAUUCUAUACAGUGCAGUUGGUCAACUUGUAAAACUUCCCUUGAUAAGCCAGUGGGCUAUGAUCUGGUAAGGUACAAAGGCACCUGAAUCAAAUGGUUUCAGUUUUGAUUUGUGUUGUGUACCAAACUACCCUGUAGCUGACUAAGCCAACCGAGUAUCUUUGAUGUUUUAGUUAUUCUAGAUGGGGGAAAGGAACAAUUAUCCAUCUUAUCUCAUUCCUAUUAAUGGAUUCCUAUUGAAUUUACAGAUCUCCCCCACCCAGUUGCUGUGGUCUGCUGACCUUUGUUGUCCAUGAUGAUUGCCAGCUGACCAUUAUAACAAAAGACUUUUUGCCCAACUGCAGCCAUCUCUAGGGUGGGGAUGAUCCAGCUUUUUUUUCGAAAUGUUGAUCUAAUGAUCUAAUCAAAAAUCCUAUGUUUUGGAUUUGUAUGGAGUCCAAGAGUCCUACAAAAAUCAGAUGAUGAAUACGCUUUGCAGCAGAAUGCAUCGAGCACACUAUACAAAUAUGGCUGUAAAAUGUAUUUAAACAUAACUGUUAAAUGAACAAAUGUUUUUCAUAAUUUAUUUUAUCUAAAAUUUGCAAGUUUUUCUUACGUGCUGGCACACAACUUGGAACUAGUUAUCUCUGCCUUCCUACUUCAUCAGACAUUCCCUCUAGUUCUCUCGUUUCACCACCCCUUUUCUCCAAAUCUUUCCACUGCUGAGGAUCCAAAGUGAGGCCAUUAACUUGAAAUAUUAAUUCUGUUUCAUGCUCCAUAGAUGAUGCCUACACUUCUGAGUAUUUCAACCAUAUUCUGCCUUUAGUUUGGGACAAAAAGACAUUACGUUAAACUAUUAAAGAUCAAAUAUAGCAUUGUUAUUAGAAUUUUUUCCAUGCAGAAUGGUUAACAAGUGGAAUGACUUCUCAAUAAGAUAGUUAUGAUAGGGAAUAAGGUAAGUUUUCCGCUGGAUGGCUGGGUGAGAUGAAAUUGGUCAAAUAGUUGUAACUGAGCUGUUCUGAAAAAAAUCAUAUCGGACUUGAGUCAUUGAUUCUGUAUUGUUCCCUGCACAGAUGCUGCCAAACCUGCUCAGUGUUUCCAUACCUUCUGUUUUCAGUUCAUAUUUCUAGCAUCAGCAGUAUUUGCUUUUAUUAGAUUUAGUCAUUUCAAUUAAUUUCAGGGAAAGUUGAAUGGAUAUAUUAAACAAUUGAACCGCAUUGAAUCUUAAAAUUGUAUUUCAGAUUUCACAAAGCAUUGCCAUUGAUACUUUUCUGCAAUCCUUGCACUAAAAUGGCAAAAUCUAUCAACUAUAUGUGAUCUCUUAUCAACUUCUAACUGUAUUUUUCUUAUUUUUUGGUUUAACGUCAUUGUACUUUAUUUGCAAAUGUUAUCUAAUUAUUGCAUACCUGUGUGUAUUUCAUAACUGGACAGUACUGUUAAAUGGAAGUCAUUGGGUGGCCACUGAAAGUCAUUUAUCAAGUAAAUUAACUUUAUAUCACA
Molecule: messenger RNA, 6752 nt
Organism: Chiloscyllium plagiosum (whitespotted bambooshark)
Lineage: Eukaryota; Metazoa; Chordata; Chondrichthyes; Orectolobiformes; Hemiscylliidae
Source: RefSeq, a predicted model, not a curated record